This is a messenger RNA of Hydra vulgaris (swiftwater hydra), 2228 nucleotides long. Lineage: Eukaryota; Metazoa; Cnidaria; Hydrozoa; Anthoathecata; Hydridae. The record is from RefSeq and is a predicted model, not a curated record.
ACUAUGCAUUUUUAUUUUAAUUUUAUUAUAGAUACCUAAUAUAUUGAAUCUAUGGCUCCUCUGCUCUCUAAGGAGAAGAGAGAAUACCAUUUUAAAAGAAAUCAUGUACUUUUUCAAAAAAUCAUUUGCUGUUGCUGCCUUGAAAAGAACAACAGAUGCAUUCCAGUUAAUAAAAAUUUGGAAGGCCUGGUUCAAGUUUUCUGUAAGCCUGAGUUUUCACUUAAAGUAUUUGCCUACCCUACAGGAUUAUGCCCAGGUUGCAAGAAAAACUUAUAUCUCUGUAAGGCUGGUAAAACUAUUGCAGACACAGUUACUUUAAAAUGGAAAAAUUCUGAUUUGUCUAGCUUGCAAACCUCUAGAGAUUGCUCAAUAUUAUGCAGUAUAUGCAGUCAAGGAAGAAAUAGAUUAUUAAAUAAAAAUAUGAAAAAGGGAACUAGCUCAACACUGAAAUUUUGCCAAAUAUGUUUCUGUGAAAUUGCUAAAGGUAAACCCCACAAAUGUUCCCCUUUAAAGAGUAGCACAAAUCUUUCUGAGAGUAUUUCUAAAAUUUCUAAAAAAGUAAAAGAACAAGUAGCUUCUUCCCUUCUAAAAGAAAUUUAUUCUGAUCAAGAACAAAGUCUAGGAGCUCAAGCCAUUCUCAGAACAGGAGGUAAAAGUAUUCAUAUUACACUCGGUACUCGGGAAAGUGACCAGAGAAAGAUUCCUUAUAAUGAAGUAGAAGUUUUAGUAAAUACCUUAGGACUUAGUCAAUUGAAGUCAUAUGAAAUGUUAAAAACAUUGAGGAGAAGCGGCGUAAAGUUUGAGUCAAACAUAGAGAAAGCCCUGGAUGAAAAAAGUAAACUACUUUCCAACUUUUAUGUCACUGAAUUAUUAGACUUUCAAGAAAAGGAAAAAGAUAAUGACUAUGCUACAGUGAAGAGACACUUGGUAUAUAUUGAAGAUAUUACAACAUUUCUGGAUUUUGUAAUUAAAUAUCGAGGGCAGGUUCCACAAAACACAUUUGUAAAGGUUGGAAUAGAUUCAGGUGGAGGAUCACUGAAAGUUAUAGUAAAUCUGUUUGAUCCAACCAAGGACAGGACAGAAGAUAGCAGCUCCUUAGGAUCAUACUCAGGAGCAAAUACGUCACUUGUUUUAGCUUAUUGUGAAAGGGUAAGUGAGAAUCAUUUUAACAUGACAAUGAUUGUGGAAAAAUUAAAAUUGCAUGAAUGCAAGUACUCAUUGGCUUCUGACAUGAAGUUAAUCAACAUAUUGCUAGGAAAAUCGGCUCAUGGAGGAAAGUAUGCUUGUGCAUGGUGUGAAGGUUCUUCAGAAUUAUUUUCUGGAGAGUUAAGAACAUUUCAAUCUUUGAAUAAUUACUAUGAACUGUAUUCAUCUGCAGGAUCUCCGGUGAAAAGAAUGAAAGAAUAUAAGAAUGUCAUUAAUCCUUGUCUGCUUAAGAUAGAAGACAAAUCUCUAAGUAUAAUAAGAGAGAUUCCAUUACCAGAACUUCACCUUCUGAUGGGAUUUGUUAACCAUGUGGCAGAAUUUAUAAUGCAACUUUAGCCUGGAUUUAUAGAUUGGGUCAAGAGCAUUGGAUGCCUUCGAAAAGGUUACCAUGGAGGAACAUUUGAAGGAAACACGUGUAGAGAGAUACUUAAAAGUUGCGACAAACUUGAGUUGAUAAUUUCUGUUGAACUGUAUCCUCUCUUAGAAACAAUGAGAAAAUUUAAUAAGGUUGUUCAUGGUGUCUUUACCUAUAAACUUGACCCAAACUAUUCAAUUUUAAUUGAAAGUUUUACACAAAGCUAUAAGGAUGCACAAGACUAUUGCAGAGAGGUAAUUGCUGUUUUCUUUACCCUUUGUAUUUAAAACCAAGUUAUUGAUAAACAUAUUUAUAGUAAGCUUUUUUAGUUUUUAGGUAAACAGCUCACGGUUACUUGGAAAGUACAUGCUGUAACAGCACAUCUGGAAACAUUUGUUGAUUUGAGUGGCCUUUCCCUUGGGCAGUUUAAUGAGCAGACAUCUGAAUCUUGCCAUUCCAAGAUGAAAAGUGUAAUAAACAGGUUUGGAGUCUCGCAUUACAGCAACAAACAUAAAGAAAGAAGCAAAAGAAUUGCUGAAGUGUUCAGUUCAAAUAAUUUAUAAGUUAUUGAACAUUAAUUGUACAUCAAAACAUAAACAUUAUUGAAAUCUUAAAGUUAAAAAAAUUUGUAAAUUUAUUCAAAAAGACACUAAAAAUACAUUAGUAU